UGCCAUUCGAGGAGCCGCCCCAGGAGAUGAAGAGGUCGUUGGUAAUAGCGCAUGCUGAUCCAAGGCGUGCAGACCCAGCACCAUCACCAGAAUAAGGAGUGCCCUUUGUCCAGGCCCAACUACCAACGUCGAGGAUAUAUAUAUCAUUUAUUGCAGGACCAUCAGGACUAUCGACUUGCCCACCAAACAGGACCAUCUUGGUGCCAUUGUAGGCGGGGACGAGACAGGCCGAUCCACGCGGCGUAGGUAUAUCUCCCGUGGCGCUCAGUCC
This is a messenger RNA of Lobosporangium transversale, 271 nucleotides long. RefSeq lists its product as hypothetical. NCBI's taxonomy places the organism in Eukaryota, Fungi, Mortierellomycota, Mortierellomycetes, Mortierellales, Mortierellaceae. The transcript has a single exon. The record is from RefSeq and is a predicted model, not a curated record. Bases 52 to 246 code for a protein of 64 amino acids.